Messenger RNA from Ambispora leptoticha, 837 nucleotides. Lineage: Eukaryota; Fungi; Glomeromycota; Glomeromycetes; Archaeosporales; Ambisporaceae. The record is from the annotation of a GenBank genome assembly.
AUGGCACCUUUGGGCACGGUCUACCAAACCGAUCUCCUACUGUGGACGCUUCUCAAAGAAGUGGUGCCAGCACAAAUAGACCGAUUUUCACAAAUUCUGAAUGGUAUUAUAGAACCGUGUUGGUGGGAAGACUUUAAGAAAGAGUGGAUCUAUGCAGGUGCGAGUGAUGAAGAAAGGGCAAAAAUACGUAGUAAUAAAAGAAAGAGGAGUGUUGAUGAAAGAGAUUCAAAUAGUUUAUACUUCACUGAAGUUGCACAAUGGGUCUGCAGCUGUCCAGCAUUUUUCAGGAAUCGCUUUUUAUUGUGUAAGCAUUUAGUCAGGCAAACUAUAAAUACACCUAAUGGAAAAAGACGACGUUUACUUAGGUGUGGAUUUAAACGUCGUACCAUGCCACCAUUCCUCAUCCUAAAUGAUCUUGGCACCAAUGAUAUAUCACCAGAGGCUCAAGCUGUUGCUCAAGUUGCUGAAAACAACAUUGUCGAUAGUUUUCCUGAUAGUUAUAAUGCUAAUGCAGAUGAAGAUCCAGAUGAGGAAGCUCGUGCUUAUGUAGAAUCGAAUUGGGAAUUAUUUGAGCAGGCCUUUAAUCGAAUCAACUCAGAAAAAGCUACUAAUAAUUGGCGACAUGUUAGUGCUAUGAUGAAAUGGAGUAAAUUGGUACCAAUGAAAAAAGACAUUCAAAAAGCAGAACGGCGAAUACAUCGACAAGCAACUUGGGCUCCAGAAAAGUCUAAAAAACCAUAUCUCAUGUAUUUAUCACAUCCAGAAGAGCCAAGAUUAGUAGACGUGGUGAUUGAUGAAAUUGUUAGUGAUAACGAAGAUAAUAGUAUUGACAAUUAA